AUGAAUGGGGACCUCAGUCUGUCGAGGGCCCUCGGAGGAUUACGAAUAGCCAAUCCAGAUGACGCCGAUGCUUCUCCAAGCAAUGCCCAAAAUGCCGACAUCCUCUCGCCGCCGACCGACCGCCAGACCGAUCAUCAAUCCGACGCCCGUUUAGCACCCCUCGAAGACCCGACCACACAACGGGCUACGACGCCUUACGGAUCAACUCCGACGUCAGACACUCUCCUGUCACCCGUAUCCCACACCCAAUCGCCCGAGGGGCCAUCUUCCGCCUACGAUGGCUCGUCCAGCCACAUCGAAUCCCACCGAACGAGUCCCAGCGCCGCGAUGCGAGCCGACGUCUAUCGCCAGCCCGUAUCACCAUAUUCGGACCUUGACAAAGCCGCUGGUAGUCGCUCCUCAGUGUCCCCGACGCCACGACCCAUCUCUGGACUCUACAACCAGCCCCCCGUGGUCCUUGAUGAUGGCCGGGCACCCCACCAAGCGCACCCUCAGGCCGACCGGUCACGGAAUUCGGUCUAUGGGAUGCUCGCGAGGCAAGAUUCGAACAAUGCUCCAGGUUACCCGGACGGCUCAACACCAACGAGGGAGCCCAGCCACAGGGGACGCUCUGCCAAUCCUGCUCGCCAGUCCCAGCUGCCAUCUGCCUCCGGUCCCCUACCCCCACGGAGGAGUUCCAAAGGCAUGGGUGGUGGCUAUGUCUCAGCAUCCGCAGCACCCCCAGGUCCGCGAGAUCCAUAUGGCCCUGAGAUGCCGCUGCCGAGCAGCAGUGAAGAGUGGAAGGAUCGUGGUGCCGCUGUCGGCGUGCGGAGAGAAACAGAUGCGAACGGCAAGACGGUCAUUCGGCACGUCAAGAAGGGAGUUAGAGACUUCAGCUUCGGCCGCGUGCUUGGGGAAGGCUCGUACAGUACGGUCUAUUUAGCCACUGACCGACAGACUCUCAAGGAGUACGCCAUCAAAGUCCUCGAGAAGAAGCACAUAAUCAAGGAGAAGAAAAUUAAGUACGUCAAUAUUGAGAAGAACACCCUCAACCGUCUGACUGAACACCCGGGCAUCGUACGCCUGUACUACACGUUCCAGGACGAGGCCUCGUUGUAUUACGUCCUCGAUCUUUGCAACGACGACAGCCGAGCUGCUUCGUUCGUGGGUACUGCCGAGUAUGUCAGCCCCGAGCUUUUGACUAGCAAAAACGCCUGCAAGGCGAGCGACCUUUGGGCAUUCGGCUGCAUAGUAUACCAGCUGCUAGCUGGUCGCCCGCCCUUCAAGGCCGCUACGGAAUAUCUCACGUUUCAAAAGAUUGUCAAUCUGGAGUACGACUUUCCCGCCGGCUUUCCGCCAGCGGCCCGGGACCUGGUUGAGCGAUGCCUGGUUUUGGAUCCGGCGCGUCGUCUCACGGUUGAACACAUUAAGAACCAUGAGUUCUUCGACGGGCAGCAAUUUGGCAAAGGCCUGUGGAGGACCAAAGCACCGCGGCUGCGGCCCUACAACCCAAUUCCUCAGGAACCGACUGUAAUCCAACUUAACGGCGUGGCCAACAGCCCCAAUCCUGUCGUUGCGCCUAGAAAUCCUCAGCCACAGAGCUCGGCUAUGAAUGGCAGCGCUCGACCGGCUAGGAUCAUUACGGAGCUACCGCCUCCGACUCAAUUGGAUAUUGAAUGGUCGCCAGUUUUGACAAAGAACAAUGAGAGGAUUCUCAAACUCGGCGACCUGAUGGUCGUUUCGAGUCCGCUGCCCAACGGUGGCCACGGCAAGGGCGGCGAGCAUGGCGAGGGGCACAAAAAGCUGUCGAGAUUCUUUGGUGGCAGCACAACGAAGAAGAGACAGAGGCUAGUCAUGGUGACGUCGAGCGGUCGCAUCCUAAUGGCGCCCGCCGGCGGAGAGGAAAAACGUGCCAAGCAGGAAAUAUCACUACUUGCACCCGACUGCUCGUGGAGAACUCAGCUUGACGUGAAGGGGCAGACGGUUUGGUGUGUCGAUGCGGUAAGUAUCCUGGACAAAAAAUCUCGCCGCUCAUCUAAAAUCCGACAGGGUGGCGUCCACUACACAUUUGAGGAACCCAAGGGCAGUUCCAACUCUUCAGAAAACGGCUCAACGGCCAACGACUGGAUAGAGUCUCUGGAAAGGGCCAAGGAGCUGGCCCUGUCCCAAAACCUUACUGGCUCCUACGCUGGCGACAACGGCUUCGACAUGUCAUCCGCAGUCUCGAGCCCGUCGAGCACCCUUGGCGGACGAGGGGCAUACCCCGACGGCUUCAGCGUCAGUGACCGGUCCGGUAGAAACCACCUCAGCAAAAGCCAGGCCAGCCUGGAGGAUCCGACCUCCAACACCAAGCGCAAUCGUUUCAGCAAGCGGCAGUCUAAAAACGGGCUCGGCCAACAAUUUUGA
Messenger RNA from Colletotrichum spaethianum, 2385 nucleotides. RefSeq names its product putative 3-phosphoinositide-dependent protein kinase 2. Lineage: Eukaryota; Fungi; Ascomycota; Sordariomycetes; Glomerellales; Glomerellaceae. Gene Ontology annotation, molecular function: ATP binding; protein serine/threonine kinase activity. The coding region runs from base 1 to 2385 and encodes 794 amino acids. Gene Ontology annotation, biological process: peptidyl-serine phosphorylation; intracellular signal transduction. The transcript has 2 exons. The record is from RefSeq and is a predicted model, not a curated record.